Molecule: messenger RNA, 1399 nt
Organism: Astrephomene gubernaculifera
Lineage: Eukaryota; Viridiplantae; Chlorophyta; Chlorophyceae; Chlamydomonadales; Astrephomenaceae
Source: the annotation of a GenBank genome assembly
GUUCCUACGACUUGCUGAAUAGGCCGUCAAAAUGCACGGGCGUCCGCGCGAGUAUAAAAACAAGCUUAAAUCUGACCCCAAGUUGCAAGAGUCAUAUAAGAAAAAGGUUGAUGCGAUCCGCAAUGGCACUGCGCUUGUGCUGGAGUACCGCAAGCAGCGGAAAUAUGACCCUGCAGUUCUGGAUGCGUCAGCUAAGCUGCUAAAGGUGGUCCCAGAGAUCUACACGUUGUGGAACUUCCGGCGCGAGGCGCUGCUGCCGGUGUUCCAAGCGGGGGGGCAGGAGGCGCAGCGGGCCAGCGAGGGGGAGCUGGCGCUCACGCAGGCCUGCCUAACUGAGAACCCCAAGUCCUACUCCACCUGGCACCACCGCAAGUGGGUGGUGGCGCGCGGCCUGGCGCCCCUGGAGCGCGAGCUGGGCCUGGUGGCCAGGGCGCUGGAUGAGGACCAGCGCAACUUCCACGCCUGGAACUACCGGCAGUUCAUUUGCGGCAGGAUGGGGCGCAGCGCGCAGGAGGAGCUGGGUUACGUGGAGGAGAAGAUCGUUCAGAACUUCAGCAACUACAGCGCCUGGCACUUCCGUACCAUCCUGCUGCACCAGCUGUACUGUGGAGGAGGGGGAGGAGCAGCAGGGAUUGGAGGGGGAGCAGCAGCAGCAGGGUCCGCACACCCUUCAACAACAACAGCAACACCAGCUGCAACAGCGGCUUCCACCACAGCCGCAGGAGCUGCUGGAGUGACCCGUGGGUCGGCCAGCCAGCGCACCCCCAUCCCGCAUGAGGUGCUGGACCAGGAGUACGACAUGGUGCACCAGGCCUUCGCCACUGACGCUCGCGACGAGUCCCCCUGGAUGUACUACCGCUGGCUGGUGGGCAACACACUGGCGCACCUGGGGGGGCAACAGGCGGCGGAGGCAACCAACUCCUGCGCAACUGAAACCACCACAACCGCAACCACCUCCUCUUCAGGUGGACAAAACCAGCCCACCGCCGCCCCCGAAGCCGCAGCCGAGGACAGCCGCAGCAGUGCAUCAGCAGCAGCAGCACACAAGGCCCCGACGAACGCUGCUGGCACCGAUGCUGCUGAUGCUGCUGCCGCCGACUCGUCGGCGUCACAACGACCCACGGGUCACGAGGCUUCCGAGGCUGCUGCUGCUGCUGCCGCUGCCGAGGCCAACCGCGCCAUCGUGGCUGCCGUGUUGGAUCGUGAGGCUCGGCGGCUGCAGGAGGAGCACCUGGCGGCGGAGCCGGAUGCGAGGUGGCCGCUGCUAACACUGGCACGACUGAGGGAGGCACAGGCGCGGUUGGGUCUAGCGGCCUCCCCCGAGGCGGCCGCCCAGCUGGCGGAGGAGGCUCGGCAGCUGUACGGCAGACUGGCGGUGUUGGAUCCGCUGCGGGGGGGU